Solanum verrucosum is the source of this 830-nucleotide messenger RNA. RefSeq lists its product as uncharacterized. The record is from RefSeq and is a predicted model, not a curated record. Bases 53 to 505 code for a protein of 150 amino acids. The transcript is spliced from 6 exons. NCBI's taxonomy places the organism in Eukaryota, Viridiplantae, Streptophyta, Magnoliopsida, Solanales, Solanaceae.
UGCUACUUUCAUUCUAAUCGAACCUGUGUGCAGAGAUUCUGUAGAAUUGGUGAUGACAAAUGCACCAACUUCUAGAAGAGACAAAGAAUCUUAUAACAAAAUGAACAAAAAUAGUUUUAGUAAUAUGAGAUGUCCACAUUGCACCGGUCCUCUUUCUAAGGAGAUGGAGACAAGUGAGUGGACAGUUCCGCCUCUAAUCCGGGAUAGCUUUUCUAUGAUUGGUUCUGCAGUUGGUGGUACUACAAGUGCAUUUUAUGGCUUCAACCAUGUGAUGCCGAUUGUUAGAAGGUGGGUUAAAGGACCGAUGUGGUUGCAUUUCCUUGUUGGUGCUCCUCCUGUGAUUGUUUUCUCAUCUGCAUGUGCAGGGCUAGCAGGUGGUGCUGUUCCAGCAUUUGCACAGCUAGCAUCUUCGUCUUACCAUGCUGCGAUCUCAUCUUCCACAUUACCACCUACAGCCUCUCAAGAUGAAAACAUGAGAAAAUCUAGAACUUCUUCAACUUUAUAGCUUAAACACCAAGAGGAGAUGCUUUUACUAUCAGGAGUCCUGCAUUUUGCGGGAUCAUCUCUUAGUUUGCAACAGUCUGUCCUCUCCUGUUUACUAGCUCCCGUUGUGUGGUGGAUUUUUUUUUCCUUUGAAAAUAUAUUACUUGUUCAUGUAAUGAGUUUGUUAUUUUUGUAAAUUCCAACCUUAAUAUCUCAGUGAUGGAAGAAAUUUUACACCGUUUUUUUAGGAAGUCGAGUGCGUGAUAGUUUUCAUAGCUCAAACAGGAAUGUUUUGAGGAAUUCUUUAUCAUGUUUUAUUAUAUCAGCUGGGCACUUAUUCUAUUCUA